Entrophospora sp. SA101 is the source of this 834-nucleotide messenger RNA. NCBI's taxonomy places the organism in Eukaryota, Fungi, Glomeromycota, Glomeromycetes, Entrophosporales, Entrophosporaceae. The record is from the annotation of a GenBank genome assembly.
AUGGGUUGUGCCUAUCAGAUCAAUAUAUCAACUGCAUGUUACCAUUGCAAUGAAAUUGCAAUAGAACGAAAGGGCCUAUGUCUCUCGAAUAAAUAUAUCAAUUCACAUGCUCCCCUAGAAUGGAGUUGUGCUAAAAACCAUAAAUGGAAAGCUCAACUUAGUAAUGUAAAAAAUGGAAAUUGGUGUCCAUGGUGUUCACAUGUAGGCCGUCGUACUCUUGAAGACGCAAAACAAGUAGCGCAUAAUAGAAAUGGUGAGUGUCUAUCAAAAACAUUUGUUAAUAUUCGUUUACCUUUAUCAUGGCGUUGUAUUAAGGGACACACAUGGUAUGCAAAUUUAAAUCAUGUAAAAAAUACUAAUACCUGGUGUCCACAUUGUGCAGGUAAUAUUCGGUCUACUAUUGAAGAAGCUAAACAAAUUGCUUAUAGUAAAAAUGGUAACUGCCUUUCAGAAAAGUAUGUCAAUUGCCAGGCUCCGUUACAAUGGUGUUGUGCUAAAGGGCAUGAAUGGAACGCAAAUUUGAAUCAUAUAAAACAUAAUAGGUGGUGUCCAUUUUGUCGAAAUAAAUAUGAAGACCUAAUAUCCAUAUGGGUUAAACUUGACAUUUAUUAUCCAGAAUAUGGUCUUGCAAUUGAAGUCCAACGAGAACAACAUGAGCGUUAUGUAGAAUUCUUUCAUCGAGAUCAGAAUGGAUUUAACAAACAGUUAUAUCGGGAUCAAUUAAAAAAAGAAUUGUGUGAAGAGAAUUGUAUUGUACUAAGGUAUAUUUGGUAUUACGAAGACCCAUAUGUAGUUAUUCCAGAGCAUCUUCGAGAAUUGGGUUUCGCUGAAUAG